GUGGUGUGUUAAUUAUUAUAAGAUAGCCUGGGCUCUAAUAUUAUGUUUUGAUAGUAAUAUAAAUUACGAUAGCAAGUUCGUUUAUCGUAAUCGUGAACAAUAAAAUACCACCUCUAUUCUACCUAUACUAUAUCGGUAAAGCUUUGUAUUAUAUAUAUGUGUGUAUAGCAUUUAGUUUCACAAUGCUCUGGAUUUACCAAGCUGAUAUAAAAUACUUGAUUAGGUACAGUAUCUACUGUAAAUAACUGUUGAGUUUAGUAUAUAUUUUACUGCAGUUCAGUCUUCGUUCGUUACUUUUUCGUAUACCUACGUUUUAAAAUGGAAGUGCAAAAUAUUAUUAGUGAAAAACAAAAACAUUUGAAAAUAAUUGACAAAUAUAAGUUCUGUUUUCAUAAAUGUUUGGCUAAUAAUAUUCAACGUUGGAAAUGUACCGUUAAAACGUGUACAGCAUAUUUAAAAAUUAACGAAAAUGAUGAUAUUUUACUUAACGUGAGUGAUACUGACCACAGCCACGAUGCACUAUCUGAAGCAGUAAUAAAUCGACAAAUUGUAAGUAAUUCUCUUAAGCGAAAAGGUACACAAGAGUUAUAUGAAAGACCAGCUAAACUAAUGCACCGACAUUUAAAAGAAAGUAUUGAUUUCAGUGUUAAAAGUACAUUAACAAUUACAGAUAUUCGCUAUAUAAAAAAUAAUUUAUAUCGAGCUCGAAGUGAACAACUACCAAAAUUACCAACAAAUAUUUUAACUGUCCAUUCAGCAUUAAAUGCUAUCGACUGUAUUACAAACGAAAAUGAACCUUUGCGUGCGAAAAUGAACAGCGAACUACAAACGCGUAUGUUUUAAAGAUAAUUCAAACCGAUACUGUAGUGUUAGUUAGAAGCUCGCUAAUUUCUAUACGUCAAUAUAGAAAACAACGCCGAAACAACAUUUUAUUUGUUGAAAAUCAGAUAAAAAAACUAAAUGAAAAUAAAAUAACAAGGUUACAUUUUGUAAAAAGCUUAUCUAAUAAGUAUAAACCUAAUUUUUGACUGACAUUUUGAUUACUAACAUUAUUGUUAUUAUUAUGAUUAUUAUUUAUUUAUUUAUUAUAUUAUGGACUAUAUUGAUUUUGUUUAGAUCUAAGUGAUUUAACGUUUAUUUACA
Messenger RNA from Myzus persicae (green peach aphid), 1143 nucleotides. RefSeq lists its product as uncharacterized. Bases 319 to 843 code for a protein of 174 amino acids. The record is from RefSeq and is a predicted model, not a curated record. The transcript is spliced from 2 exons. Lineage: Eukaryota; Metazoa; Arthropoda; Insecta; Hemiptera; Aphididae.